This is a messenger RNA of Verruconis gallopava, 985 nucleotides long. RefSeq lists its product as hypothetical. NCBI's taxonomy places the organism in Eukaryota, Fungi, Ascomycota, Dothideomycetes, Venturiales, Sympoventuriaceae. Gene Ontology annotation, biological process: tubulin complex assembly; post-chaperonin tubulin folding pathway. The transcript has 2 exons. The coding region runs from base 153 to 440 and encodes 95 amino acids. Gene Ontology annotation, cellular component: cytosol; microtubule cytoskeleton. Gene Ontology annotation, molecular function: beta-tubulin binding. The record is from RefSeq and is a predicted model, not a curated record.
CUUCAUUCACGACUCAAUCGUAACCAUCAAAACAUCACGGAAUUACAUAAACCAAAGCAAAACCUGUCGUCGACAGUCUUUGAUCCUCUUUGGGGGCUAUACAGACAUUAUCCUUAAUUACAUUGUACUCGUGGCAAAUAUAGUCUGCAAAUAUGGCACCUCCAUCGAAGCUGGCAAUAGCGACGUCCGUCGUCCGCCGCCUGAUGAAAGAGGAGGCAAGCUACCAUAAGGAAAUCGAGCAGCAGCAGAUCCGAAUUCAGACGAUGGAAAACAGCGGCGACGGUGAGAAUGUAGAAUAUGAGCUAAAACAAGAGAAACAAGCCUUGGCAGAGACGAGGACGGUGUUGAUAUCGAUGAAGGGCAAGAUCCAAAAAGCCAUCAAUCAAUUAGAGGAAGAGAUUGUGUGUGGAGCUCUUAGUAGGCUUUGGAAUCCCCUCUGAUCAGUGAACUAGGAACAAAACCAGCACGUUGAUGAUGUCACCUCUGUGGAGGAAGUGGCAAAGGCGAAGGAGAUUAUCGCAGAGGCGAAGGCCAGAUAUGCUUCUUGAAACGAUAUUUAACCAGUGCUAUUGGAGAAGACAUCUUUGUCUUUAAGCCAUUCACUCCAAUUGUCAAGGGUUUAGCCUGGGCCUAGAAUGUUUAGAGUAUUUGCUUGGGUCUAAAAAUGUUUUGCACUGUUCGGUAAGCGUUGCUUCCAAAGGGUUUGUUAGAACCGUCAGAUGAGAAUCUCAUUCUUAUCGUUGCUAUGAUCCAAACAUGCUUACAUGUUGACGAUUUGACAUUAAUGUCCGAAAUCGAUCGGUGAGAAUGUUGAUUGUCUACAACAUGGUUCGCUAGGCAGCAAAUCAUUUCAGAAUGGAAUCUGAGCUGGGCGUGUUUUCUGAACCAAAACAUUAAUGUUAGAAUGUGUAUUCUAUGUAGUACGAUCACCAUCGUUAGGUUCCUCCAUUUGAUCAUAUGGUGGCAAUGGCGUAUAAUUUCAAUA